GCCAGAGAUUUCGAGGCCGUUCGAAAUUCCACCAGCUCCGGAGAGCUGCGGAGCCAGUAAACUGGCGCUCCGCAAAUUUCAACUAUAACUCCACCAGCUCCUGGAAUGAAGCUGUGGAGCGAAGUACCUCCGAACAGGGCCUAUAUUUCCCUAUAUAAACUCUAUGCAUCCAUGGCUCGGCCAACUGAAAGCACACACAAAGACAAGACAACGCUACACGAGGGCAUUAUGGUUUCCGCCAUGAAGCUGUCCGUCACCCUCGUCCUCCUCCUCUCAGGGCUCGUGGUGUUCGGGGAGAUCGCGGACGCCAAGGCCAAGGCGCCGUGCGCCGUGGUGUGCUUCCAGGGAGGCCACAUCACCUGCGACAACUACCCCGGCCAGGAGCUCGACGGGUGCGACUGCGAGUGCGCGCCGGCAGACGGCAAGGGCUGCGUGCUACACCUCGACGACGGCGUGACCCACACCAACUGCCGCACGCCCAAUAUGUAGCUGAAUUGUUGGUUUGAGUUUGAGUUCAAUAAGGCUCUGCAAGUUUGUUGUCGACUGUAACGAAAAUGUUCGCGUGUCUCUGGUUUGGCAGUGUAAUUUAACUUUACACGCUUCGAAUAAAAUUUCCGACCAUAAUGUGUUGAGGCUCAUAAAA
Molecule: messenger RNA, 643 nt
Organism: Triticum aestivum (bread wheat)
Lineage: Eukaryota; Viridiplantae; Streptophyta; Magnoliopsida; Poales; Poaceae
Exons: 2
Coding region: 106-489 (127 amino acids)
Source: RefSeq, a predicted model, not a curated record